CAAAAACAGUAAAACACUACUGCUUUCACCAAUCUCAGUAUAUUUCAUUAAUCAAAUCCUUAAUAUUUUCAAUCAAAAAGCUCCUCCUCAGUGGUGUAGAUCCCUGUUUUUCAUCUUUCCAUUGCAUUUCGUCUUCCUGAUCGCAACUCCUGUGAAGAUUCAGGAUUUAGAACUGCAAAUUAAAGCAAUCCGAAUUUUUUGGCAUUCCUCUCUCAAAAUCAAGGACACCCAUUGUUGUAAAUCUAAAAGGGUGUCGUUUUCUUGGGGAAAAGUUUCAUCUUUUGUGGUUUCUGUGGAAUUUUCUAUAGUGGGUGAUCAAUGGGGAAGGUGGUCGUUGGGGCGGUGGUCAUAUGUGCAGCAGCAGUAGCGGCGGCGGCCGCUGUGGUGGUGCAUCGGAAAAUGCGGGAGGCUGCCAGGUGGGCCAAGGCAAUGGAGAUAGUGAAGGAAUUUGAGGAGAAAUGUGCGACCACAAUGGGGAAGCUGAAGCAGGUGGCUGAUGCUAUGACUGUGGAGAUGCAUGCUGGCCUUGCAUCUGAAGGUGGCAGCAAGCUCAAGAUGCUCAUCAGCUAUGUCGACAAUUUGCCAACUGGAAAUGAGAAGGGAUUAUUUUAUGCAUUAGAUAUUGGAGGAACAAACUUUCAUGUUUUGCGGGUGCAAUUGGGAGGGAAGGAUGGUGGUAUUGUUAAUCAACAAUUUACUGAGGUAUCAAUUCCUCCUAGUCUGAUGACUGGGACUUCUAAUGGAUUAUUCGAUUUCAUUGUGACAGAACUUGCAAAAUUCAUUGCUGAAGAAGGUCCUGACUUUCAGCUAACUCCUGGUAGGAAGAGGGAGCUAGGUUUUACCUUUUCUUUUCCUGUGAUGCAAUCAUCCAUUGCUUUUGGGACUCUUCUUAGGUGGACAAAAGGCUUCUCCAUAGAUGAUAUUGUUGGCCAAGAUGUGGUAGCAGAACUGACCAAAGCAAUGGAGAGAAAAGGGCUUGACAUGCAAGUUUUGGCUCUGGUCAAUGACACAGUUGGGACACUGGCUGGAGGUAGGUACAUGGACAAUGAUGUUGUUGCUGCUGUGAUCCUAGGUACUGGAACAAAUGCUGCAUAUGUAGAAUGUGCACAGGCAAUACCAAAGUGGCAUGGUCUGCUUCCUAAGUCUGGGGAUAUGGUUAUCAAUAUGGAAUGGGGCAACUUUAGGUCAUCACAUCUUCCAUUAACAGACUAUGAUCAUGCAUUAGAUGCAGAUAGUUUGAAUCCUGGUGAACAGAUUUAUGAGAAGAUAAUAUCUGGCAUGUAUCUGGGAGAAAUUGUACGCAGAGUUCUAUGCAGGAUGGCUGAAGAAGCUGCAUUUUUUGGUGACACCAUGCCAACAAAACUUAAAGUACCAUUCAUAUUGAGCACUCUUAAAGAUGCUGUCUCUGGACAGCUACCAUUUGUGAAAUGAGAACCCUGGUAUCAAACAUCUUUCUCAUCCUUGUUAAGAAAGAUGUGUCUUUGGGAAUCUGCAUUACACUGUGAUAUAGGACUAGUUUGGGAAUCUGUCUACCCAGCUUGUUGUGACUUAGGGGGUAGAAGGAUUUAGUUAAUAAGGUUUGAUUUCUUGAAGUAGGUUAGCAGCAAGUCUUGACUGUGAGCAUUUGAUCUAUGGUUCAUGCAUUUAUAGCUUUUAAGGUGAUUUAAGGUUUCAAUAGUAUAAGAUUUAGGCUGGUGUUGCCUGCAAGGAAGAAAAGGUAGGUCUAUGAACAGUAGUGGAGACAUAGAACAAAAACUAAAUACAAAUAUCUCUAAAUCGACAAUUAAGUAUUAACUCAUAAUUUUAUCUUGUUUUUCCUUAUCUUGAAGUGAGAAAAUUACAAACUGCUUCUCAAAUAACUACUUUUCUUUUGGCCUCUCUCAAAUAGCUACUCUUCUAAAAUCCUUGUAAGAAGUGCCUAUUAUAAUUUUCCCCUCUUCUUCACCCAUCCUUAGCUGUACUUUAUGGCCUCCCUGAAGCCUUCCUUUUUUCUUAAUAACUAUACCUUCUAGAUUUGGGUUAAAAUGAUAACAAUGGGCUCAUAGAUGAUAGGAUUACUUAUCAGAUU
Molecule: messenger RNA, 2068 nt
Organism: Rubroshorea leprosula
Lineage: Eukaryota; Viridiplantae; Streptophyta; Magnoliopsida; Malvales; Dipterocarpaceae
Source: the annotation of a GenBank genome assembly